ACAGGUUUCCUCCAGUUCUCAUUUUCCCCAUUUUGGAUGUUUUUCAAGUUCCAGUGAAUCCUUUAGAAUAAGAAUCAGAUCCAAUUGUGAGUGAAUAAAUCCGAAAAGUCUCUGAAUUCCCCCUUUUCUUUUCUAUCUUUGCUACACUUUACUUCUCCUCCGACCCUGAGGACGAUGGAGAGGAUGGCUAUUGCGGCGUCGUUUUUUGUGUGGUUGAUGGUGGCCCUAUGUAAUGUUCCUGGGCUGCUGGCUUCUAGCGUCCCAGCUUUCUUCUGGUCUUCUCAUCAAUUUUCAAAUAACGGAAUGGAUGAAGCAGUGAAUUAUCAGACCAUAUCUUCAAGGGAUCUUGCCAGAUCUAUUCUGUCUGAAGGGGGCUGGUCAAACAUACUGUGUUCAGAAAAGAAACUUCAGCAGCCUGUGGAUCUGGCACUUGUUUUUGUUGGUAGAGAGCUGUUAUCCACAGAUAUAUCGACAAGAAAAAGUGCUGACCCAGCUCUUGUGAGCUUGCUUAAGGUCUUGUAUGGAAGAUCUAAUUUUUCCAUGGCAUUCCCCUAUAUUGCUGCAUCGGAGGAGGAGACGAUGGAAAAUUCAUUGGUUUCAGGUUUUGCGGAAUCUUGUGGGCAGGAUUUAGGAAUUAAUAAUGUUGCUUUUUCAGAGUCAUGCUCUGUGGAGGGUGAAAACUUUGAAAAGCUUGCGGAUGUGCAUGCAGUUCAUGACCAUCUGGUUUCAAGGAUGGAAAAGAGACAAAAUGGGCAAGCAGAUUUGGUUGUAUUCUGCCAUGGAGCUCAUUCUGCAAAAGGACUUGAGCAACCAAAAUCUGAAAGUGAGAUUUUGUCAGAGCUCAUCAGUUCUGUUGAGACACUGGGAGUAAAGUAUGAAGUCCUCUAUGUUUCAGAUCCAUUUCGAUCAAUCCAGUAUCCUUCUCAUAGGGAUCUGAGAAGGUUUCUUGCUGAAGGUAGUAUUGGAAAUGGAUCACUCAAUUCCACUUGUGAUGAAGUCUGCAAGAUCAAAUCAUCUCUUCUCGAGGGAGUUCUAGUUGGGAUCGUUUUACUUAUCAUUUUAAUAUCUGGUCUUUGCUGUAUGAUGGGCAUUGAUACUCCAACAAGAUUUGAAGCACCCCAAGAGUCUUAAUAGCUUUUGUGUGAGAUAAUACCUUCGAGUUAUGCACCAUCUCUUCUGUUGCAGGCACUAGUGGGAUAUCUUGUUUGUUUGUGGAGAUGUUGCCUUGUAAUUUUAGCUCACUCGGUAAGGGCAUUGUAUGACGAUGGUAAUAAAGGCGUGCAUAGUUUUGAGGACAUUGUGCACUAUUAUUUAAUACUUCCAUAUCUGUGCAAAUGUAAUCAUUUGAUUCAUCCAUUUGAGUAGGUUAUGUGGAGUUCUUUCUUUCUCAAA
This is a messenger RNA of Ricinus communis (castor bean), 1392 nucleotides long. RefSeq lists its product as uncharacterized. The record is from RefSeq and is a predicted model, not a curated record. The transcript has 9 exons. NCBI's taxonomy places the organism in Eukaryota, Viridiplantae, Streptophyta, Magnoliopsida, Malpighiales, Euphorbiaceae. The coding region runs from base 175 to 1131 and encodes 318 amino acids.